AUGGAGGAAAACUCUCGACUAGGAGAAACCCCAAAAUUCGAAUUCUCCAACUCCUCCCGAGAUAAAGACAAAUAUUCCAAGAAAAAAGAUGAUCCGUAUGGAGAGAAGAUUAAUAAAUACAACAAUUACACCCCUCUUCGGGUGUCUCUUGUAGAAGUUUACAUAGAAGUAUGCCACACGAAGAAGAUUCUACCACCCCGUCCACUUAAAAGCAAAAAGGAAGGAGGAAAUCGGACGGAAUAUUGCGAAUACCAUCGAAUCUAUGGACAUCCCACCAACGAGUGCCUUGACUUGAAGAAUGUCAUAGAGAAAUUGGUAAGAGAAGGGAGACUAGAUUGGUACCUAGCCAGUAAGACAGAUGAGCCCAGAAAGAGAAGAAGAGACGAAGAGGUUAGCCGAACAAAACGACCACUACGUACCCUGGAGAGGCAUGUUCACAUGAUACAUGGGGGAUUCGCGGGAGGAGGAAUCACCGAAUCAUCUCACAAAAGAAACCUCAAAGACUUAUACCACGUCGAGGGAGGAGAAGAGGCACCCGAACUCCCUACUAUCACCUUUACUAAAGAGGACGCAGCUGGCGUCAUCUCGGGAUAUGACGAUCCCAUGCUCAUCACUAUCAUAUUGGCCAACGCUAAUCUCCACCGAACACUGGUGGACCAAGGAAGUCGGACAACUCUAAACCAGCUCGGAGCAGUAGUCUCAACUCCACACCUAUGCACAAAAUUCCCAACUGCAGAAGGGAUCACUAUGAUAAAAGGAGACCAGAAGAUGGCCCGCCACUAUUACAACGAAAGUCUAAAACUCAGAGGCAAAUGA
Arachis duranensis is the source of this 816-nucleotide messenger RNA. RefSeq lists its product as uncharacterized. Bases 1 to 816 code for a protein of 271 amino acids. Lineage: Eukaryota; Viridiplantae; Streptophyta; Magnoliopsida; Fabales; Fabaceae. The record is from RefSeq and is a predicted model, not a curated record. The transcript is spliced from 2 exons.